AUGAUAACGACUAACUGGGCCCAGCUUGCUCAGUAGAAUUAGCGAACUAGCUAGCUAGCUAACUAGCCAGUUUGGCGUUUGGUAUACAAGAACUAUUCACUAUAUCAUCACAUCUAGCUUAUAGACCUACAUUUCAAAAGCCUAAGCGGCGUGUAUGUGAACGUUGAUGCUUUUUGACGGCGUACCAGCUGGAGUGAAGUUGUCAAAGACUACUGACGAAAUGGAACCAUGAAUUAUGCACGCUUUUUGACCGCUGUCAGCGCAGCCCGGAAACCUUCUGCAAUCCGUAUGCUAACGGAGUUGCAACAGCGUUCUCCGGCGUCCCUCAUCUCCCUCGCGGGUGGGGCUCCUAACCCCAACACCUUCCCCUUCCAGUCUGCCACUAUCCAAGUGAAGAAUGGGGAACCUUUGGUGUUUGACGAGACCACAAUGAAGAGGGCACUGCAGUACUCUGGAUCUUAUGGCAUCCCAGAGCUGGUCUCGUGGAUGAAGGAGCUGCAGAAGAACCUGCACAACCCCCCCACUGCAGGCUACAGCCCCGAGAGAGGCCAGAUGGAGCUGUGUGUGACCACUGGCAGUCAGGAGGGCCUGUGCAAGGUGUUUGAGAUGCUGGUGAAUCCUGGAGACAACGUGUUGCUGGAUGCGCCCACAUACUCCGGCACGCUGGCAGCGCUCCAACCGCUGGGCUGUAACCUCAUCAACGUUCCCAGCGACCAGCACGGCAUGAUCCCGGAGGGCCUGCAGGACAUCCUGUCUCGCUGGGACCCGUCGGACGCCCGCAAGCCCGGCAGCAACCUGCCCCGGGUGCUGUACACCAUCCCCAACGGGGGCAACCCCACUGGAGCCUCCAUGACCACGGAGCGCAAGCAGAGGGUCUACGACCUGGCCAGAAAGUAUGACCUCCUCAUCGUGGAGGAUGACCCCUAUUACUUCCUGCAGUUUCAGAAGCCCUUGGCCCCCACCUUCCUGUCCAUGGACGUUGACGGACGCAUCAUCCGCACCGACUCCUUCUCCAAGAUCCUGUCGUCCGGAUUGAGGAUAGGGUUCGUCACAGGGCCGAAGCCAUUGGUUGACCGAGUGGUUCUCCAUAUCCAGGCCUCCACCAUGCACACCAGCACCUUCACACAGCUCAUGGUGUCCCAGCUGCUUCAGGCCUGGGGUCAGGAGGGCUUCCUCAACCACAUCGAUGGGGUGGUGGAGUUCUACCGCGCUCAGAGGAACGCCAUGAUCUCCUCCGCUGAGAAGUGGCUGACAGGCCUGGCAGAGUGGCACGCUCCCGCCGCGGGCAUGUUCCUGUGGAUGAGGCUCAAGGGCGUGGCCGACACGCAGCAGCUCAUCAUGGAGAAGGCGCUGGAGAAAGAGGUGCUCCUGGUUCCUGGAGGAGUGUUCACCAUCAACAGUUCAGAGCCUUGCCCUUACGUCAGAGCUGCCUUCUCCCUCUCCACCCCAGAACAGAUGGAUGAGGCAUUCAAGAGGCUGUCUGCUCUCAUUAAGGAGGCCCAGUGAAGCAUCCUGGCAUGGAGAUGAAUAAUGUGUCAUGGCCACAGAGGACACACAAGGAAAUUGAAGAUGGUUUUAAUGGCGUUUACACACCAUACACCUUAUCUGUAGCCGGUCCUCAGGUCUGGCCGGAUGAAACGUGUUGAUUGAUGUACAGAUCACCGAGCUGUGCUUUACUCUGUGCAAUGUAUUCUUCAUUCUAAAAUGAAGGUCUGGGUAGAGAAUAAGAUCUGUGUGUAUUUAUUACUGAUAAGUGAUGUCUGACAGUAGAACACUAACCAUGAUUUAAAUUCUGUUAUAAUUUAAAUGUAUUUUAUUUGUUAAAGAAAAGGGUUUAUUUUUCUCAUCAAGUCUUGUAUUGUAACAUAUUAACUUUAUGAGUGUCUGAAAAUGUUUUGAUCACAUUUGAUUUUAUGGUCAAAUGAUUUUAUGAUGAAAUGUGAUCAAAUUAUUCUUUUUUUUUGUUUGUUUUCAAAUGUGUUCACUGUAUGGUCUAACCCUCCUAUGCAAUAAACACACAAGACUUCCAUA
Molecule: messenger RNA, 2031 nt
Organism: Clupea harengus (Atlantic herring)
Lineage: Eukaryota; Metazoa; Chordata; Actinopteri; Clupeiformes; Clupeidae
Gene: aadat
Product: aminoadipate aminotransferase
Exons: 15
Coding region: 229-1506 (425 amino acids)
Biological process (GO): biosynthetic process
Molecular function (GO): pyridoxal phosphate binding; L-kynurenine:2-oxoglutarate transaminase activity
Source: RefSeq, a predicted model, not a curated record